AUGAUCAAUUUUUUGUCAGCGUUAGAAGAAAUGACCACACAAGAUUCCAAAGAAGUUACUAUUACUCAACUAUUCAAGGAUGUUGAAAGACUUGUUAGUCAAGAAGAGUAUGCGAAAGUUCUUAGAUCCGUUGAUAAAAUUCUUCAAUUAAAUCCAGAAGAUAGGGAUGCAUUACAUUGUAAAGUAAUAUCAAACAUAAGAUUAGGAAAAUAUCAGAAUGCAACGGAAAUUUUACAAAAAAAUUUUUCGGAUGAUAAUUUAAUAUCAGAAAAAGCCUAUUGUUUUUAUAGGUUAAAUAAAUUCGAUGAAUUAAUAAAUUUAUUAAGGCAAUAUAAAUUAGAAAAUAAGAAUGAAUUAAGUUUAAGGCAUAUAGAAGCUCAAUUGGAUUACAAUGCUUCGCUUGAGAUUUACUAUGCGCUGCUAAAAGAAACCGAUAAGAAUUUAGACGUAUAUAACGAUAUCCUUACAAACUUCAAUGCUGCUAAAGCGGCUUUAUUAUUUUCAGGUGGUGAUUUAGACGUGAAGUAUGCGAUGAAGGAAUCACUUGAUACUUAUGAAUUAGCUUACAAUACAGCUUGUGCAUAUAUUGGUCAGAAAGACUACGUGAAAGCCGAGAAAUUAUUAAACACGGCAAAAAAAGAUUAUACAGAAGACAAGAUUGAAAUAGAAUUGGGAACAAUCAAGGUUCAAUUAGGAUACGUUUAUCAAUUACAAGGAAAAAUUUCGGAAGCGAUUGAAAUUUAUCAAAGCGUUCUCAAAGUAAAAGGAAUGGAAGUGUCAGCAUCCGCUAUUGCAUCAAAUAAUUUAGUUGCCGCAAAAAAAGAUUCUGAAUUAUUUGAUUCUGCAAGGAAAUUAAGAUAUGCGGCAUGUCAAGAUUUGGCUCGUAAAUCAUUACAAAUCUAUCCGGAGAAUGAUGAUUUAUAUUUAUUAAUAGCGUCAACAUCAUUUCUACAAAAAAAAAUUAACAAAUCGAUAUCAGAUUUACAAGAAUUUGCUAAGCAAAAACCCGAAUCUUUGCAUAUAAAUUUCGCAUUAAUGCAAUUACAAUUGUUAACUUCAAGUCCAAAUAAUGCAUUAGAAACUUUUGAAAAAUAUAUAUCAUCUAUUAAAGAUGAUAAGCAACGUUAUAAAUCAGGUUAUGUUGGUUUAUUGGUUUGGCUUUACGAACAAUCCGGUAUGCAUGAUAAGGCCAUUAAAACCUUAGAAGAUGCUGGUACUUUUUGGAAAAGUACCACUUCAUCGAAUGAAAGCACAUCAAUUCUUAAACAAUCGGCAGCGUUUAAAAUUAAAACGGGACGUUAUCAAGAAGCUGCACAAGAUUACGAAAAACUUGUCAAAAUUGAUCCGUUAGAUACACAGGCAAUAGCUGGUUUAGUGUCGGCUUAUUCUCAUUACGAUAUUGAAAAGGCUGAAAAGUAUGUGACUUCUUUACCAGAAAUCAAUUCUGGUGAUGGCAUGGAUAUUGAUGUGGAUUCUAUUGAAAAGUUCGUGCCUGGUGUAAAGAAAAGUUACAAGAAAACUGAUACUAAAAGUGAUGGACUUUCUCAAAAGACUCAGGUGAAGAAAAGGAAGAGAAAACCUCUUCUACCAAAGAGUUAUGAUCCUAGCAUACCUCCGGAUCCCGAACGUUGGUUACCUAAACGUGAAAGGUCUACUUUUAAAGCAAAAGGAAAACGUAAACAAUUAAUGAAAGGUGGUUCCCAAGGCACUGCUAUCGUUGGUGGAGGCAUUGGUGGUACCGGAAGUGCUAAUAUUGCAGGAAAAAGUGUGGUUUCUGAUAGUCAAGCUGCAGUUAGUGGUGGUGCCAAUACUGCGCAACAAGAAUCAACUGUUCAACAUCAGCAACCACCUAAACCUAAAACUGAUAAUAAGAGCAAAAAGAAGAAAAAGAAAGGAAGUAAAUGGUAA
This is a messenger RNA of Funneliformis geosporum, 1908 nucleotides long. Lineage: Eukaryota; Fungi; Glomeromycota; Glomeromycetes; Glomerales; Glomeraceae. The record is from the annotation of a GenBank genome assembly.